This is a messenger RNA of Aspergillus costaricaensis CBS 115574, 694 nucleotides long. RefSeq names its product DASH complex subunit DUO1. The transcript is spliced from 3 exons. Gene Ontology annotation, cellular component: mitotic spindle; DASH complex. Lineage: Eukaryota; Fungi; Ascomycota; Eurotiomycetes; Eurotiales; Aspergillaceae. The record is from RefSeq and is a predicted model, not a curated record. Gene Ontology annotation, biological process: mitotic cell cycle. The coding region runs from base 41 to 694 and encodes 217 amino acids.
CACCAACACCCAUACUAUCUAUCACUCCUUCUAAAACACAAUGACGCACCGCAGCACCGCAGAGGAAAUGGACAGGCUUCAGCUGUCGGAUGAUGACUCUGAUGACCUUUGGGAUUCCCCCUCCAAACGCGGAAAUAAAAUGCUACACCACAGAGCUGUGAAGGAAGAAAGCAUGUCGCCAGAACCCACCAUUACCCAUGACGGAGGGGAAACUCUGUUUGACCGUCAGGAGGCGCGGGAGGCCGCAUUGCGCAGUGAAUUGGAAAGCGUCCGCAAGAUCAACCAGGUCAUUGAGGGGCUACUAGGAAGCUUGGAUUGUGCUAAGGAGAACAUGGGUACUGUCUCGCGCACCAUAGACUCCGCUUCCACCUUGCUCCAAACCUGGACGCGAAUCCUCUCCCAGACCGAACACAACCAGCGGUUAAUCCUCAAUCCUAAUUGGCAAGGCGCCGUUCAAGAUGUGGCCGACAUGGAAAACGAAGAAAUCCUCCGGCAACAGGCAGCAGAGAGACGCGAACGGGAACUUCAACAGCAAAGGGAAGCUGCUGCCCGGAAGGCUGAAGAAGACCAGCGUAAGAGAGCGCUGGCUGCGGGCACCCGCACUACACGUGGGACGGCCACUCGUGGACGGGUGCACAAUCAGGACUACCGCUUCUUCGACAUCCAAGCCAUCGACGACCUCCACGACGCGUAG